Leptosia nina is the source of this 249-nucleotide messenger RNA. Lineage: Eukaryota; Metazoa; Arthropoda; Insecta; Lepidoptera; Pieridae. The record is from the annotation of a GenBank genome assembly.
AUGUUAAAAUAUUGGCAACCAAUAACGAGUAAGGAGGCUAGCUUCGACUUCCAUGGCUUGGUAGCUCCGGUAUUUACUCCACUAUAUGAAGACGGGGAAAUUAAUUAUGACGUAAUACCAAAGUACGCCAAAUAUCUUGUUAUGCAAAAUGUGACGGGAAUUCUAGUUGGGGGCACUACAGGUGAAUUCGCAUCUUUAAAUAUGAAAGAGAGGAACGCCCUGUUGGACGCCUGGUUGGAGAUAACUUAA